AUUCUUACAUUAUUAUUAAAGUAGUGUGUCUCCGCUCCUGUAGGGGGUGAUGUUUCGCUUCUUAAACACGAACCCUGAUUGUGCGACAGGCCGUAUUUUGCUACCGAGUAAACAAGAUGGCGUCUGGUAGUGGGUCCAGUAAGAAUGACUUCCGUCGGAAGUGGGACAAAGAUGAAUAUGAAAACCUCGCUCAGAAACGCCUGGCUGAGGAGAGAGACAGAGAAAGGCGAGAUGGGAAAACAGCUCCGCCGGUCAAGAGGGAUCUCCUCCGUCAUAGAGACUAUAAAGUGGAUCUGGAGUCUAAACUGGGGAAGACCAUCGUCAUCACAAAGACCACUCCUCAGGCUGAGAUGGGCGGUUAUUACUGUAAUGUCUGUGACUGUGUCGUGAAAGACUCCAUAAACUUCCUGGAUCACAUCAAUGGCAAAAAGCACCAGAGGAACCUGGGGAUGUCGAUGCGAGUCGAGCGCUCGUCUCUUGAUCAGGUGAAGAAACGUUUUGAGGUGAACAAGAAAAAGAUGGAGGAGAAGCAGAAGGAGUAUGACUUUGAGGAGCGCAUGAAGGAGCUAAGGGAGGAGGAAGAGAAGGCGAAGGCCUACAAAAAGGAGAAGCAGAAGGAGAGGAAGCGUCGGGCAGAAGAAGACGUGGACUUUGAGGAGGAUGAUGAAAUGGCGGCGGUGAUGGGUUUCUCUGGCUUUGGCUCAUCAAAGAAGAGUCACUGAGGCUCUGCAACUCCACAGUGGGGACCAUCAUGCACCAGGGCAGCGAACUGGUUCCAGUCAGCUGGACUUUGAGACCAGACUCAGACUCUGAAGACAGGAAGAAGGCCUGUUGCAGACUCUCAGUCCUGAAAUCUUUCAUCAGCCUGAUUCAGACUAUUUCCUUUUUGUCUACAGUCAGGCUUUUUAUUUGGUAGAUUCAUCCAUCACAAUCGGUUCUGAACACAUUUGAUUCAGCAAAAUGAAGGUGAACACACUCUUAAAGGGAUAGUUUGGACUUUUUAAAGUGUUGUUAUCCAUAGUCAGAGUAUUGGCUACAGUAGAUGGCUGUUGACACAGGAAAUAUUUAUAAUAGUUAAAGUUGAAUGAAUAGGUACUGAAGCUGUUAUCUAUCUCAUCAAAGCCACCAGACAUUGACAAAAAUGUAGUGCCUUAAUAGCACCAGAGGUUAAUAUCACACAGGUUGAAGUGUGGGAAGAUCCUUGCAUCUGGCUUUGACUGUGAUGGUGAUUUAGGUGGCUAAAAUCCAUUUUUCUGCACAUCCCUUCCUAAGCAGUUCAUUGCUUAGCUUCUGUACUGCUACUCCAUUCUGCUUCUCCAAACUGGGAAUGUGCUGACUUAACCUACUUUAGGUAAUACACUGAUUAUGGAUAAGUACCUCUGAAAAAACCACUGAAGAAAAUCCAAACUAACCCUUUAAUGUUAUGGUAAAGUUAUCUUUGUGAAAACCUAGAAGAAAACUUGGGAACUAACAGAAAAUAUGGACAGAAGGGCAGAGAAAGAACUGCAGAAUUUUCCUUUAAGUUAAUGAGAUGUCAGACUGCGACAUGUUCAAGUACAUGCAGAUGGAAUUGCAUUUCCAUUAGAAACUCCUUGAAAAGAAGCUGUUCUUCAAACAAAAAUACAUUUAAAAUUCAAAAGUGUUCAUACAAAGAUUCAAAUUCUUGUUAUGAAAAAUGUGUGUAGUGUAGUUUGCUAAAAAACAGAAUUUUUGAUUACAAGAAUUUGAGUGUUAAAAUACAUAAAAUAUUUAAGAACUGAGCUAGAGAAAAUGGCAACAAAUUUAAUUUUUACUUCUUAAAUUUUUAUUUGUGACAUCAGACACAGUCAUGUUAGUAUUAUUUUCAACAUAUUUGUUUGUUGGGGGAAAUUCAGAUUUUAAUAAACAUUUUUUUGUUUCUAAUUGA
Molecule: messenger RNA, 1906 nt
Organism: Centropristis striata (black sea bass)
Lineage: Eukaryota; Metazoa; Chordata; Actinopteri; Perciformes; Serranidae
Gene: zmat2
Product: zinc finger, matrin-type 2
Exons: 6
Coding region: 117-722 (201 amino acids)
Biological process (GO): mRNA splicing, via spliceosome
Cellular component (GO): spliceosomal complex; U4/U6 x U5 tri-snRNP complex
Molecular function (GO): nucleic acid binding; zinc ion binding
Source: RefSeq, a predicted model, not a curated record